ACUCCCACUGUAGGAGAAGGCGCGAUCGUGCGUCUCUCAUCAAAAUGUCUCAAAUAGGGAUGAAUUUACGAGUUACUGAGAGUUGUGAUCAAGGUGGACGGAAAUAUAUGGAAGAUAGAUAUGCUGUACAUUUUGAAAGAAAUGAAAAGGGCGUCGUCGAAUUUGGAUAUUUCGGUGUUUUCGACGGACACGGUGGAGCAGAAGCAGCCAAGUUUGCUCGAGACCGGUUACUGGAAGAAAUAACAAAAUACGACGAGUUUUGGACGGAUGACGACGAAAAUGUGUGUCAAGCAAUUAAAGCGGGUUUUUUGGAUACCCAUAAAGCGAUGUGGAAAGAGCGUGACAAAUGGCCGAUGACAUCAUCAGGGUUCGCCAGCACCUCGGGUACCACAGCCAGCGUGGCCUUCAUCAAGAACUGCAAACUGUACAUAGGCCAUGUUGGAGACUCUGCCAUAGUCCUGGGCCAACAGAACACCGCCAAUGCCCCCAUGACUGCUGUCAGGCUCACAAAGGACCACAAGCCAGAGUGUCCAGAUGAGAGGAAACGUAUUGAGAAGAGUGGAGGCAGUGUCAUGAGGAAGGCUGGUGUCAACCGGGUGGUGUGGAACCGCCCCAAAAAUGCCCACAAGGGCCCGGUGCGACGCAGCACUCCCAUUGACCAGAUUCCAUUUCUGGCUGUGGCUAGGUCUCUGGGUGAUUUAUGGAGCUAUGACUUUAAGACAGAGGAGUUUGUGGUGUCCCCUGAGCCUGACGUGUCUGUGCGUCACCUGUUCCCCCGCAAAGACCGCUGCCUAAUCCUGGGGAGUGACGGACUGUGGAACAUGCUGACCCCCGCAGAAGCCUGUCUUACUGUUCAGCUGGUGGAGAAGGAGGUGGAGAAGAAGAUAGUGUCAGACCCAAGUGUCGAGUUGAACCACUGGGUGAAUGUGUCUGAGAAAUUGGUCAGACUGGCCCUGCAUAAGUGGAAGUCAAAGAUGAUGCGUGCUGACAACACAAGCUCCAUGGUGGUCAUGAUUGACCCCCUGGGGCCUAGUCGCUGGCUCCAGCUACGCAAAAAACGCGAAGAGCACCUCACAAGGAUCAAUCUGAACUGCCCAAAGGACAGAGCCAAUGGAAAUGUGUCCCCAUCUUUACCUUUGACUCCUGACUCAGAUGACCUUGAGAGCCCAGAUAUUGACCUUGAGCCAGAUCGUAAUGCUCCUACACCUAUUAUUAACGCAGUGGAAGUCAACCUACCUCCAACACCAAAGAGUGCCUCCUUGAAGCGCGACGGUAUCCAGCCGUACAUGUAUGAGCCAAUGGAGGAGGAUUACGAUGAAGUGGACGGAGAUCUGAGUAUAGUGUCCAACUCGUGUCUGCCUGCCAUUGGCUCAGAGAUCGUGAUAGACAGCAGCAUGUCGCCACUUAAAACUUUCAGCGGUGUUCAGUUGGGCAAUGGCGAUCUGGAUGACAUCGAGAGGUCCAUCAUGGAGGAGAAUUUGCAAAUGAAUUUCAAAUCGCCGCUGAAUUCCAAACCGACGAUUCCUCUGCUGAGAUCUCAGCCAUCUUUCAUGACAUUCUCCAGCACCCCUCCGUCCAGUUUGCAGAUGGACGAGGAGUGUAAAGACACAGAGGCCAAUGUGACGGCAUUUAGUGGGUGUGGAAGCGGAAGUAAACUUCAGAAGUUGCAGGUAAAGAAGCUAGGUGGAUCUCCACAGAAAUUAUCAACGUGUCUCGACUCUCCUCUCUUAGCCUCACCUUUUUUAGAAACUCCCGACUCCCCGCAGAGAAUUAAUCCAUUUACAGGCAAGCCUGCUGUGAAGAUUGUUCGUGAAUAUUUAACGUCACCGCCUUCUCCCGAGGUCAGGCAUAAACCCAAGAUGCUGUUGCCUGGCAACCCAGGUGACAAGGUGGAAAUAGUGAGAGAGUACCUGAUGAAGAAAAAGCCUGAAGACAGUGUGACGGUAAGCAUGGCCUCAAAGCUCCGGGAUACUGACCCACCGAUCAUCAGCAAAACCAAGAGGUUCAAUGUAACCAUCAUUAGAGAGUACUUGAUGAAGAAACACAAGAGGUCUGGGAAACAGAAGAGCAAGCCGAAACACAAGGCUCUGCCGACCACGUCCGAAUUUCGACAGUCGCGAUUUCUCGGGGAGGUGUCGAUGCCAUCCUGUUCGAACUCCUCCAGUGGGAAGUGUGGCUGGGCAAAAUGGUUGACUAACAGGGCAACGCAGCGCAAACUGAAGAAGCUGAAAGGACAGCAAGCUCUUAAAGCGCCGGGCGCAACAGCUGAAGGAGACAUAGAAGAUUUGCCUGAUUUCAGACAGAGAAGUUUGAGUUUGACAAACGUGCUGACUACAAAAGGAGGUGAGGAGCCAUUGUCACCAGCGGCAGAAGUCAGUGUUUCUGAGAUGGACAGAAAGCGCUCGAACUCCGUAGGAAAUAUUCCUAUAGGUAAGGUGCUGAAAAACAAAAACUGUGAACAGAACUGCGUUGUUACCUCUGUGAAAACACGAAACUCUCCUAAAGGAUUCGUGGGAAGCUAUAAAAUUAGUAGGAGUCGAGUGAAAUGUCUGACUUCGCCUGAAAAUUUGCAACUGACGGGCAAGGAGCAGAUCAACAACUCUUCCUCAGAGCUUAGACGCCGAGUGGCGAGACAUAAAUCCCCCAUGGCGAUCAAUAGUCAAACUGUCAGAGGUCAUCAGCGCUCUAAAUCCGCUUCGAAUGUGCGAUCAAACGUGGCACAGACGCGAUUGAACCCCUUUAGCAAAAGUCUAGUGAGAACCAGGAGUCAUACUGACUCUUCAGCUACGCCGGUGAGAGUAUUACGCAGCUUGGUGGGUGUGAAACGCAAGGCUGACAGCACCACCCCUGAUACAAUGUCCACAAAGCGCGUUCGUCAUACAGCGGUGCGUGGACGCCACAGCUGACACCUUCAUCGUUUAACAUGUCCAUCACAGAAAACAUUUUACAUCUCCAUUAUUACACUGUCGCUAUUGUCAGGUUGGUUAUGAAAGCAUUGCAGGGUACAUACAUGUAAAAUGCAAGUGACUUUUGGGUUUGAACCAGUCCAUGAGUGGGAAUAUAUAUUGAUGUUAAUCUAAGGUAAAUGAGACUUUUGAAUUGACAACCAGAGUUUGACACAUCACACCUGGGCACCUCAAGAUGCCAAGAACAUCUUUGAAUCAAGUCGAAGAUGUCUUUUGAUAAUUAAAUUUUAAUUAAAUUUUUAAUUAAACUAAUGUACAAGCCUUAAUAGCAUGGACAUCCAUGUAUAUUUCAAGUACUGGUAUGGCGCAAGUACUAGCACUGGGGGGGUCAAUCAAUACUUGUAUUUUAAUAUUUGUACAUGUAUUUUAAUAUUUAUACAUGUAUAUAUGUGUGUAUUUUCUUUAGAAAAUGGCGUAGAUAUUUUCCUAUGGAAUGUAGAAUCCUGUAGAAAGGGGCCAUGUGCAAAUUUGACAGUUUUGUACUACUCUUGAAUAUUUUUCUCCACUUUCAAGCAGUCGGCAUGUCAUAUACCCCCUUUGUGUAAAAAAUAAAUGGUUGGGUCAGUAUGGAACUUCUCCGUAUCAAAACUAAGAAUUUUUAAGGAAAUAAAGUUAUUUUAUUUGAAUUAGUAUUAUUUUAUAGCAAUCCAAACUCUGGGACUGUAGCUUUUGGUUAAAUAUACACAAAUAUAUGAAUUUUAAAAACAGAAAUGAAAAGGCUGGAUGAAGAGUCAUGUGCUGAACCUGUUUGAAAAUGUGAUUUAUUUCUGUUUUGGUUUUGACUGUUCUUGUCUACUCAGGGGACAAGUGCUGUCAGGCUUCAGUUUUAUUUUAUUUUAUGUUUUUUUGGCUUUGUUGCAAAACCAGUUUCUGGUAGCUUUUUCUAAUGCUGUAAGGGAGAAGAUUUGUGAGAAAAGCUAUGAAAAAUUGCCAUCGAAAGAAGGUGAUACAUUUUUUGUAAGGUUACAUUUAGAUUUGUUUUUUUAGUGUAGUUAGGGAAGGGUUAGUGUUUGGGUGUGUACUUGUGGGCUACAAAGUAUAAAUACACAUUGAUAACACCAUUGUGGCGUGCAUGCGCAUUUUGAUACGUCUGUUUGCUUUGUAUGUAGGAUAUGCCAGGGGAUAAUUGAUCUUUCGACAUGGUUUGUUUCCUCAGUGCUGUAGUGUAGCUAUGGAACUGUUACAUGUAUAUCUGGAAGCCAGUCAUUUCUCUGGCAUACAUGUGGUUUGUUUCCUCAGUGCUGUAGUGUAGCUGUAGAACUGUUACAUGUAUCUCUGGUAGACAGUCAUUUCUCUGGCAUACAUGUGGUUUGUUUCCUCAGUGCUGUAGUGUAGCUGUAGAACUGUUACAUGUAUGUCUGGCAGCCAAUCAUUUCUCUGGCAUGCAUGUGGUUUGUUGGUACUGAGAACCAACAAGCUAAAAGUCCACUUCUUACAUAAAAUCUACAUUUUUUUCAUUAUUCAUGCUCAAAUUUUAUUCUGAGGCCUAUCUGUUAUGGGUUAAAUUUGGUUUCUUUUCAAUUCCAGUACUCUAGUCACAUGACUAAAGAGCAUGCAGAUGAUUGGCUCAGAACGGCUAUGACAUCAUUUCAAAAAUAUGAAUUGAGAUUGGUUAAACAAAGGUACCAGUAACAAUUCAUGGUAAACAAUUGGGAUGAAGUUUGAAGAUGAUGUAAAAUUAUGCAUGUAGGUCACAAUUCUUAGCACAAAAUUAGGGUGAAUAUGAAAUUGGAAUGAUUAUUCUAGAAUAUUCAUGGAUAUGAACAUGUAACUGAUACAAUAAAGAUAGGAGAAAUAACUGAGACCCCCAGAUUUCAAAAUCUUGCUGUUCUGUUGGUAGGUGGCAUCAGAGAGCCAUAUCAUGUACUAGGUCAUGCUGUAAGUGGGUUAUGUUCAAACUUGUCAGUGGUGCAAAUGCCAUCUUUCAUAUUUUGUGUGGUACAUGACAUAGAAGCCCUGAUGAAUACAUUUAUGACCACUAAUAUUUUACAAUUCUAAGAAACCCUGCCACAUUUGAUAAUGUAGUUCAGUAUUUGCCAACAAUAUCUUUGAACCUACUAGUUUUAUGACAGGUUCAAUUUGCUGAACAGAAUUCCCAUGCUGACAGCAGUCUGUCUGUCUUUCAUUUAUUAUUAACUGUAAUAAAACUUUUGUGUAGAACUUUCAAGAUUUUAAUCCUGUUGGAGGUAACACACUUCCAGCUUAAAAAAUCUUAAAAAAAAAAAAAAAAAAAAAAAAGUCUAAUGAUUAAAGUGUAUGCAAUUUUCAUCAGUGCGACUCUCUUAAGGCAGCAACCUGCAAGAUGUGAACAUACAUGUAUUGUUCUUUGUAUUUACAUGUCAUCUGUCAGUCAACCUGCAACAAAUUUCUAUUGGUUUGUGAUUUUUACUACUGUACACAUGCGUUCAAUGCACCUAAUCAGUCACAUUUGUUAUCAAUACUUAUCUUAACCUAGAGCAUAUAGUACACAGUUUUUUUUUUAAUCCUGUCCAGUUCUAAUUGUAAAGCGUGUGCUUACAUGUUUAUAAUAUGCCACUGCCGUUUGAUUCUGUUGUGUUUUAUGCUCGUGUGAAAGCCUAAUAAUCAGUUUUAUCUUGUGUUCCCACGAAAUGUCAACAGGUACAUGUAGGUUAGGACUGGGCUUAUUCUUGCAUGAGGACAUGAACUGACACUAACGAAUGCAGGUUUGUAUUUGCCCUUUUAAAACAAUAUCUAAAACACACUGACAAUGUACUUGUAUAAUGAAAGACCUGCAGAUUUGAGUAUAAUGAAAGACCUGCAGAUACUUUUAACGUAAUAUUUGACUGAGGAAAUGUGUUACUGUACAUGUAGUAAGCAAGGGUGUGCUUGUGUACUACAUUGCGAUCUGCUGACAGUCUGUGAUAAGACUUGUGCAGACUCACAAAGACAGAAGGGACAGGUAAAUAAAACAUGUAGCCUGUACAUGUAGUUUGUAAGUGUCCUUCGAAAAUUGAAUGCAAUUAGCUGUUUGUUUCUGUAAUGGGUUUUGAGUUCAAGCUCUUUCGUCGUUAAAGGUAAAAACAGUCUCAUGGUAUCAUGUGACUUGGCAAAAUUCUUAAGCAACUGCUGAAUCUUUAAUCACCUGUCUUACCGUGUUCAGGAGGCACAAAUGACUCAUCUUUCCUAUUUAAGGACUCCUGAAAUUCACAAAUGUUCAGCUCCUCAAAAUUCGCCAUUUUUCAUCUGCUGUGAAGUACCUUGUGUGAAACCUUUUUUUUCACACACCCAUGUUACAGUAAUCAAAUGUUACAGUGCGAUAAAAAAUAGUUGCCUAACAUUUUCAACAAGUCACAUGAUACCAAAGACUUUAUUUAACUUUAGGGAUUAGAGCGGUUGAACUGGGACUCCUCUAUUGGGAUGGUCUGUUUCAGUAAUGAAUAGUAGCUUUUACCAGAAGCAGAGUAAACCUGCAGUUUAUCAAAUUUAUUCAAAAUAUUGUUGGAUGACAUGAUAUUGACUCCAAUCUCUAGUAAAAAAUCCAGAUAGCACUUGCAGAUGACUGUGGGAAAGCGAAGAGGAUGGAUUUACAUGCACCUCUUCAAUUUUAAGCCUUUUCACAUAUAACCACGUCAGAUACGUGUUGUUUUUCUU
This is a messenger RNA of Liolophura sinensis, 6578 nucleotides long. RefSeq lists its product as uncharacterized. The coding region runs from base 45 to 2906 and encodes 953 amino acids. Gene Ontology annotation, biological process: protein dephosphorylation. The transcript has 5 exons. The record is from RefSeq and is a predicted model, not a curated record. Gene Ontology annotation, molecular function: protein serine/threonine phosphatase activity; cation binding. NCBI's taxonomy places the organism in Eukaryota, Metazoa, Mollusca, Polyplacophora, Chitonida, Chitonidae.